Messenger RNA from Lactuca sativa (garden lettuce), 1618 nucleotides. Its product is annotated as guanine nucleotide-binding protein subunit beta-2. Gene Ontology annotation, biological process: signal transduction. The record is from RefSeq and is a predicted model, not a curated record. Lineage: Eukaryota; Viridiplantae; Streptophyta; Magnoliopsida; Asterales; Asteraceae. Gene Ontology annotation, molecular function: protein binding.
CUGCACUUUCUGCAACUUUUCCAUUUUCUAUAACCUCUCUCUCCUCUUCUUUACCCUAAAUCCUCUAUACAAAUUUGUAAAUCCACAAGUGAAUUGGAUCAUAUUGUUAGUCUUUCCGAUUUACCGGUGAAGAUGAAGAUAAAUUAGGGCUCAAAUUGAAGCUUAAAGUUGGAUGCAGAGAUGUCUGUUGCAGAGCUAAAAGAGAGGCACACGGCUGCUACAGAAACUCUGAAUUCUCUCAAGGAACGAUUGAGAGAACGACGACUUCAGCUUCUCGAUACAGACGUGGCGAGUUAUGCAAGAGCGCAAGGUAAGACUGCGGUUGCUCUCGGCCCAACGGAUCUGGUUUGUUGUCGGAUUUUACAGGGACAUACCGGCAAGGUGUAUUCACUCGACUGGACUCCCGAAAAGAAUCGUAUAGUAAGUGCAUCCCAAGAUGGAAGGUUAAUAGUUUGGAAUGCUCUGACAAGUCAAAAAACCCAUGCCAUUAAACUCCCAUGUGCAUGGGUAAUGGCAUGUGCUUUUUCUCCAAAUGGACAAUCAGUUGCAUGUGGUGGACUUGAUAGUGUAUGCUCCAUCUUCAAUCUCAACUCACCACUUGACAAAGAUGGUAAUAUACCAGUAUCAAGAAUGCUUAGUGGACACAAGGGUUACGUUUCCUCAUGUCAGUAUGUUCCAGAUGAUGAUACUCGUUUAAUAACCGGUUCUGGUGAUCAGACAUGUGUAUUAUGGGAUAUAACUACUGGAUUAAGAACUUCUGUGUUUGGAGGAGAGUUUCAAUCAGGACAUACCGCUGAUGUUGUCAGUGUAUCGAUCAACGGGUCAAACUCAAGAAUGUUUGUUUCGGGUUCUUGUGAUGCAACUGCCCGACUUUGGGACACUCGGGUAGCAAGCCGGGCAGUUAGAACAUUUCAGGGGCACCAAGGGGAUGUUAAUUCGGUGAAGUUUUUCCCAGAUGGAAAUCGGUUUGGAACUGGAUCAGAUGAUGGAACUUGUAGACUUUUUGACAUUAGAACUGGACACCAGCUUCAAGUCUACACUCACCCACAACAAGAUCAUAAUAACACACCUGAUGUCACCUCCAUUGCAUUCUCCAUAUCAGGUCGUCUGCUCUUUGCUAGCUACUCUAAUGGUGAUUGCUUCGUAUGGGAUACUCUUUUGGCUGAGGUGGUUUUAAAUCUUGGAACACUUCAGAACUCACAUGAGGCACGUGUCAGCUGUUUGGGUUUGGCUGCUGAUGGGAGUGCAUUGUGCACAGGAAGUUGGGAUACCAGUCUUAAGAUUUGGGCUUUUGGUGGGCACAGGACAGUGAUUUGAUCUGAGUGAAUAAUGGUGGUAAUUUUGAUUUGUGUAUUUUACUCUCAUGUACCUGUUUUAUGUUUUAUUUAAGGGACCAUGUGGAAAUUGGAAUGAAACAUAAACUAGUUGGGUCGGGUAUGGGUAUGGGUAGAACAAACACAUAGUAAAUAGUUUUAUCUGAUUUUGGUUUACAAAUUGAAAUUAAAUUGUGUUGUGGUACUGGUCCAUAUGUUACAAGUGGCACAAGUAUUUCUUCGAAUAUUGUGAUCCUAUUUACAGGGAAGAUUUGCAUGAAAUGAAAGUGUGACCAUUUUACCCU